ACAGGCCUGAACUCCACCGCCGCCGUGCAGUACCAGAACCCCGCCUACCCGCUCUACCCAUCGGUCAGCAGCCUGCUGCACGAGAAGGGGAUCCCGGAAUCGGAGAUCUCCAAGAUCCCCGCCACGGGCCCCAAGGGCCGACUCCUGAAGGGCGACGUCCUCGCCUACCUGGGCAAGAUCCCCGCCGAGUACCCGGCGACCCAAGCGGCGCGCUUCGCCAAGCUGGGCCAGCUGGACCUGAGCAACAUCAAGAUUGUCGCUGCUGAAGCCCCCAAGCCCGCCGAAGCUGAACCCACCCCCAAGCCUGCCGAAGCCCCCGUCUUCCGUCCACCUCCCACCACCCGCGUCGCCGUCCCCAUCUCCCUGGCCGCCGUGCUGCACGCCCAGAAGCGCCUGCAGGACAAGCUGCACAUCACCGUGCCGCUGUCGACCUUCCUGGAGCGCGCCACCGACCUCGCCAACGAGGAUCUCCCCCGCUCCGUGCGCGAGCAGCUCACGGCGGACGAGCUCUUCGACGAGCUCGUCCUCGGCGCCGCCCCCGCCCGCACCUCCCGCGGCGAGUACUUCCCCGAGUUCAACGCCGAGGAGGCGGCAGCAGCAGCAGCGGACGCCGUCGUCAUCCCCAAAACCAAGUCCGUCACGGAGGAUAUCAUCGACAUUCUGGCCGGCAGUGGCAAGGCCGCCGCCAAGAAGGUGGUUUCCUCGGUUUCCUCGGUCACCGGCGCAGCGCCGGCCGCGGGCGCGGCCAACGUCUUCAGCUUGACGGUCCCCGUGGGCGAUGAGAAGAGAGCUCAGGUUUUCUUGGACCGCGUCAAGUCGCUGUUGACGGUUGAGCCGGGCCGGCUUGUUCUAUAG
Messenger RNA from Aspergillus brunneoviolaceus CBS 621.78, 855 nucleotides. It is a transcript of the gene pdx1, whose product is annotated as putative pyruvate dehydrogenase complex component Pdx1. The annotation marks the transcript as partial. The transcript has a single exon. The record is from RefSeq and is a predicted model, not a curated record. Gene Ontology annotation, molecular function: acyltransferase activity. NCBI's taxonomy places the organism in Eukaryota, Fungi, Ascomycota, Eurotiomycetes, Eurotiales, Aspergillaceae.